Molecule: messenger RNA, 2115 nt
Organism: Amphibalanus amphitrite
Lineage: Eukaryota; Metazoa; Arthropoda; Thecostraca; Balanomorpha; Balanidae
Product: mpv17-like protein 2
Exons: 5
Coding region: 257-1114 (285 amino acids)
Biological process (GO): mitochondrial ribosome assembly
Cellular component (GO): cytoplasm; membrane
Source: RefSeq, a predicted model, not a curated record
GGAGCAAUAAAUAGAGCACUCUAAUUUUAGCUUAUUUCCCUGGUAUGUCACCAACUGAUAUGACUUUGCCAUUGGCAUCUUAUUUCAAUUUAGGUGAUUUUUUGUAAUUCAAAGGGGAUAGAUUAUUGGCUGUUGCCUGCAUUUCCUAUAGAAUUCACUUUAAUGCUUUGCCUUACCUUACCUUCGUUGAUCAUCUGGAUCAGAGGCCACUCGACCUAUGGUCCUGCUGCCUGCUGGUUGUCUGUGACCUCCUCUGAUGGGCCUACUGAGUCGGUUCUUUACUCGGCACCCUCUGGUGGCCAACACGGUCAGCAGCGGGGGUCUACUGGCUGUCGGCGACGGUAUCCAACAGUGGAUAGAGUUCCGCAGAGGCGUGCAUAAAGAGAAGACCUACAACUGGCGGCGCACAGGCCGUAUGCUGGUGGUGGGUCUGGUCGAGGGCCCGCCGCACCACUGGUGGUACACGGGACUGGACCGACUGCUGCCUGGCCGCACGGCGCGCGUGGUCCGUCUGAAGAUCCUGGCCGAUCAGCUAGUGGCUGCGCCGCUGUUCGCCCUCACCUUCUUUGUCGGUAUGGACCUACUGGAGGGGCGGUCUGUCCGUGACGGCCUGCAGGAGUUCAAAAAGAAGUUUCCGGAGGUGUAUCUGUUUGACUGGUGCAUCUGGCCACCAACUCAGUGGCUCAACUUCACCUACGUGCCGGAGCGGUACCGGGUGCUGUACGUGAACGUGGUGACUGUUAUCUGGGACGUGUUCCUCUCCUACAGCAAACACAGGGACCAGUUGGAGCCAGAACGGGGCACUGCCGUGGAGUCUGGCCUCGGUCACCGCCGUCCGGCCCAGCUGAGGGUGUCCGCGCUGCAGUCUGACGACACAGACUCCGAGACUAUGUCCACAGACUCCCAGACUGGUUCGUCAGACUGUGCCAGACUGGUGUCUGAACAGCCGGGUGACAGUGAGAGACUUGCGGGAGACUGGAGUGAGACAGCUGAUAAUGGAGGACAAACCGAAUAUCUGGAUGUGUGUAGCGGAGAUUCUGACAGGACGGAUGACAGAAGUGAUUCGAGACACACCGAUCAGGCGGAGCUACACCGGCGACGAGCCACAAGCUGAUAGUGGGACAACUGUAGUGUAAGGCUCAAAUGUAUGUAGCGCUAGGUAGGUAGGUAGGUAGGCAUAUGAUAUUACUAAAACAGCGUCGUUGCUGAUGAGAAAGAAAAGAUUACAUAGUGAUAUGCUAGAGCGAGAGUGUCAUUUAUGUGGCCAGUGGUAACGAAGCUGCAAUGGACCACCCAAAGUUCGAGUGAUAUUUGAUCGGUUACAGUCGCAUUCCCAAGAGGUUACUGGUCCAGUUCACAGGGAUAUUGCUAACCUCUCGUUUUCCGUCCGUUGCUUGGCCAGUGUCUAUGACGCUUCGCGUUUUUACCACCGUGGGAUUACUGAGAGCUUUAUGCGGUUCGCGGCUUUGUCAUCAAGGUGGAGCAAUAUUGCUAUGUCACGCCAUUGUACCGGCUAUAUUACGCAUGGGAUAUGCACAUUUCUAUCGGAUGGUCUCAUUCUGACGUAAUAAUUCCGUUUUUAUUAGCGUGGACCUUUGUUGAAGAGUGUCACGUUACUGGCACGGUAUCCAUUUCUGGGUGCUCCCAGUGUCUUCCUCCUCUCGUUACAUGACAUAUGUUUUGUCAGACCUAUCUCGCCUACCUAGCAAUGUCGUGCCUGCGUCCGCCGUCCAUGGCAUCGCUCGCUGGUGUUUCAUUACGGACACUAUAUCUGGUCGAUAAAUUUGGUCCACUUUCGUGUUGCGAUGACGAAUGACUUCCACCGCCACUCAGUUCGCUCUCGACAUGUUGUGCUGGUGUCCGGUAGCUUGCAUACUUCAAUAGCGGUGUCGUUGCUGUGUGACUGGGCAGAUACGACCAAUUGCGAUUGUGUUGCUGAAAUACGCUGGUUACGGGAUACGCUAGCGAGAGACGAGAACGGUCCCAGUUAGAAACAACGAGCCAGGUUGCUUGGUGUCCGUUGUGCUCUGAACGAAAAUCAGUUUAUCACUGUGAUACGUUUACUACAGCGACCUGUGUGACUGGUUGUGCAAUAUUACGAUAUUAUGGUGGACA